Mercenaria mercenaria is the source of this 4083-nucleotide messenger RNA. RefSeq lists its product as uncharacterized. Lineage: Eukaryota; Metazoa; Mollusca; Bivalvia; Venerida; Veneridae. Gene Ontology annotation, molecular function: protein binding. The record is from RefSeq and is a predicted model, not a curated record. Gene Ontology annotation, biological process: signal transduction. The transcript has 5 exons. Bases 365 to 3550 code for a protein of 1061 amino acids.
AAACGGAGAUUAAAGGUUAUAAAAUGAAGGAUUUUCUAGCUAUUUGCGGCUUUAUUUGCUAUGAUUUAACCGAGCCGCUUUACAUGUGCGUCUGCUAGCUAACUUGUGGUGUAAGUUUAAAUAUAAUAGAUUUUCGGAAAAUGCGCAUACUCUCCCACGUAUCGGUCGAACAACUAUUAUUACAAUGCAUAUUCAAGUGUUUAGUGUAUUCAAGAAGCGUAAUCAGUGCAGUGAGCGUUGUUAUCGUGUGGCUACACACAUCAACAUGCGAGAUUAUAUUUUAAAAUGGAUACUAGCACUAGUAUACUUUUCCGAUCGGUGAAAAGAUGUUUUGUUUCAUAAAUGAUAUAUUUUCUAGUUAUAUAUGACGGACAAGAAGAGGCAAAUUGCCAGGAUCAGUGGUUUAACUAUCCGGAAUUGUCAUCUAUAUAAGGGAAAAUGGAGACCAAAACUUGGAGAAAAACUGCUGAUAGCCUGCGAGGAUCCGGCAGAUACAUCAACAUCUGGAACCAGUGUUAUAGAAGUAUUGAGAACGGAUAAUGGCCAUACUGUGGGUCAAGCACCAUCAGCACUGCGGAGUGAUUUUGCUCAGUUUCUGACAGAAGGUGGACAUAUAACGGCGGAAGUAACACACACAAAGUUUAGAUCCGUGAAUAAUGUAGAAGAGGUAUUUUGUGACUACAUACUCCAGGGGCCUUCUAAAGCAGCGAUAGGGAAGAUCCUAAAUGAUCUGCAGGACGCAUUACAGGGACCAGAGUUGGAACGCUACAGUCCAUCCAUGGUGAUUACAGAAGAUACAUAUUGUUGCUACUACCACCAUGUUGUAUCGAAAGCACCAGACCUUGAAGCCAAAUGCAAAGCGAUGUCAAAAUAUCCAAAGAGAAGACGGACACGUGCAUUACAAUCCAUGGAUUGCUCAAGCUGUGAUCCUAGAUGCAGUUAUCAUGAAGAAAGACGUCUUGGAAGAAAACACAAGACAGAAACAAGUUCGGCAGUUACAGAUUGUGUACCAAAACACCUGUCACAGAAGAAAUCAGAAGUUGCUAACAUUUCUGAGACAGAAACACCGGAGAACGCGACUGAAAAAGAAACUGGCGAUCAGUUACCAGAUGAACUUGAGAAUGACCCAUGGACAAGACAGAUUUAUGAAAGUGCAAUUGAACAAGGAGAGGAAGUCGAUUAUACUAUGAGAUUGAUGAUCAUUGGUUGCUACGGACAAGGAAAAUCUUCACUCGCUAAACGGUUGAUGGGACAGUCUAUUGACAGUGUUGAAUCAACAAACGGUAUAGACGUUAAUAUAUGUGAAAUUUUAAAUGAAGGAUUCAAAUGGGAACAGAAAAGAAAUGAGGAUGCUGCAACAGAAAGUAUCAAACGUCUGGUUUCCAUAGCAAGAUCAAGUUCAUCUGUUUCGCUGGAAAGCUUGAAUACAAAUGCAAGUGAUGAUGAAAGAGAAGUUGCGAAUAUGGAUAUAGACUGUAAUGAAACAGUUGACUUGAAGAUAAAAAGAACAAGCAGUAGUUUUGAAUAUAAAAGUACAAAUAAAGCAAGAGCAGAUAAAGAGAAAGUUGGUGAAGAGGUUGGUAAAAAUGAAAAAUAUUCAAGUCCAUCACCUAAGAAAAAGAAAACGGACUCAGUAAAUGUUAAGCGAUUCUCAACAGAACUUCGUAAAUCUGUCAGUUUUGAAAAAGAGUCUAUUAAUGAAAGCAGAAAAACUCUAAGUAUUUGGGACUUUGGGGGUCAGUUUGUUUACUAUGCCACACAUCAGCUAUUUCAUUCAAGACAUGCCAUAUACCUUCUUGUAUUCAGCCUGAAUAAAAGUCUUGAUCAAGUAGUGAAGGAUGAUGAAAAACCUAGAACAGUUAAACCGAAAACAAUGAAAGAAUAUAUCAAAUUUUGGAUAAGUUCUGUACAUUCUUUUGUGGGUAAUGAACAUGGGACUGAACCAUCUAUCAUUCUGGUAGGAACUAAGAAAGAUUUAUUGGACUCAGAUGUUGAUAUAGAACAAAAGUUUGAAGAAGUGAGAAAACUGUUUGAAGGAAGCAAGAUGCUAUUCCACAUACAUUCUGAACAUUUUGCUGUCUCAAAUAUUGAUGAAUCCAAUGAUGAAAUAGAAAAAUUGUGUAGAGCAGUAAACUACCUUGUAGGUAAACAGUGUAAAGGCAACUUGAUUCCAGCAAGAUGGAUUCUGUUGGAAAGAAAAUUGAAAGAAAACCGCCAUCUAAAGAUAAUCAACUUUGAAACUGUGUUGCAAUUUAAUGAAGAAAAUGAAAUAGCAAUUGAGGAUGAAGAUCAAAUCAAGCUGUUUCUCCAGUAUCAUCAUGCACGUGGAACAUUCUUCUAUUUUGAUGAUGGUGCUGAAUCACGAGUUGUGUUGGAGCCACAGUAUAUUGUUGAUGCUUUCAAAUGCCUCUUAACCUCUGAACGCUAUUGCAUUGUUAGAGCUAGUUUACGGGAGUCUUGGCAUAAACUUUGUGAUAAGGCAAUACUUGAUAAAGAACUUCUUCAUGAUGUAUGGAGUAGAGAUCCACAAAACGAAUUCUCAAAGUUUGAGGAGGUCCUGAUAUUCUUUUUACAAAAACAUAGAAUAAUAGCGGAAGCUUUGAAAUUUGAGGGAAAUGACAAUACGUGUAGCAAGAAAUAUGACUCUCAUGGAUUUUAUAUAGUCCCGAGUCUUCUUAGUAACCCCACUGAUGGCGAGAUCGAUGCAUUAAUGAAAGGAAAGAAGCACACGCAAGUUUCUCUUGUGUAUAUAUUUGAACAUGAAGCAGUUGUCCCGACAUUGUACUACAGAAUUGCUGCAGCUGGAUGUGGGAGAUGGCCUCUCAUUGAAUUUGAAAAUGAACCGAUGAUUUUUGAGAACGCAGUAGUGUUUAAACUGAGUGUGGAUCAUGCAGGCUUACUUAAACUACAUAGAAAUACCCUAGAACUUAUUGGUAUAGGUCUGUGUCCACCACAUAGGAUCAGUGUGGAUGAGAAUGAUUUAUUUCGCAGAUUUGUAGAGAUGGUUAUCAGUCAAGAACUGAAAAAAUUCCGUGGUAGUUGUUUUGAUAAGCAAGAUCAAAGUUUGUAUACAAUUUCUGUACGGUGCUACCACAAACAUCACAAUCUCAGUGGAAGCAAAAAUGUUCAGGAUCUUGAAACUUUGAAACAGUGCAAUAAACGACGGACAGGGUGCCCUGAUAAUCAAAGCCAUUCUUUAAAAGUGACUAAAAUCUUAAAUGAAUGGUAUAAAACUGGUUUGGACAUACGUUCAGUCCCCAAACGAACACUGAACAAAAUUGAACUUAGCACACUAUCUAUGGCUUUUGAAGAAAACUGGCAACAGCUUGGAUUUCAGUUAGGUUUUGAUAAGGCAGAAAUUGAGGUAAUUGAUAUGAAGAGAAGGUUAACAACAUCCAUGAAAAUCUUUGAAAUGCUCACUUGUUGGAUGAAUAGAGAAGUUGAAAAUGCAACACUAGACGUGCUUGUUAGAGCUAUAAAUAGGUGCAAGAGGGUACUGAAAAUUGAUAAGGAUGUUCUGAGGAAUCUCGUUGAUGAUUUGAACAAUUGAAGUCACGUGACAUGGACAAUGUUUGAUGAUACUGACGAUAAUGGAAUUGUAUUCUACUUACUAGCUGUUAUACUAGAACGUUGAUUAGCCCACCUGCUUAGCUCAGUAGGUAGAGCCUUGGUCUACGGAUCGUGGGGUCGCGAGUUCGAUCUCCGGGCGGGGCGUAUGUUCUCCGUGACGAUUUGAUAGACGACAUUGUGUCUGAAAUCAUUCGUCCUCCACCUCUGAUUCAUGUGGGGAAGUUGGCAGUUUCUUGCGGAGAACAGGUUUGUACUGGUACAGAAUCCAGGAACACUGGUUAGGUUAACUGCCCACCAUUACAUAAAUGAAAUACUGUUAAAAACGGUGUUAAACCCAAAACAAACAAACAAAAGAACGUUGAUUAUUAUUUCUAAGAUACCGUUACUUAAAUGUAAUGUAUGAUCACUUCAGACACAGGCUAUUUAUAAUUAGAGCCUAUUCUCAAGAACUGAACAACACAUUUUUUAUAUCAAAACUAUUACAAAUUGUAAAUAAACUAUUUUAUUAUAAAA